GUCUCGAACUGUCCGACACCCGAUCUGUUGGUGCAAUGCGUGCCAUGCGGUGGCAACUCCGGUGAUCUCUUGCGUUUGGAGAAGAUUGUCACGCAAAAGUUGAACGGUGACCUGAACGGCGUUACUGCUUGCGAUUAUCUACACCUCUUCUUCCCAACUUUGAGGUUCGAGUCCGGCCCGGCGGCUGUGGCGUCGCCUGGAUCCGGCUCUCUUUCGGCCGCGCAGUUCUACCGUCGCGAGUCCCGCAUCCGUCGGCACUCGGGAGGCGGUGCUUCUCGAGGCGCUCAGGCCUCCGACGAAGGUUUCGUCGAGGACUCCGAACCGGGCCUCGAUACAACCGGCUCACCGUUCGGGCUGUUUCGCGGAGUGGGCGGGUUUCGAGGCGAAGAGGAGGGAGAAGAGGAGGAAGCUGGGCCGGACGGCGAUGAACGAGACAUGGUGGUCGAGAUGGACGGUUACAAACGGACCGUCGGCGUUUUUGAGAUGGAUCACACUGUCGGCAAUCUGGCCUCAAACUUGAGCCCCAGCGCCUCAAUGUCUACGUCUUGGGACUGCCUCAAGGCCUGGCCCGAGUCUGACGGAGAGGCGGGUCUCGAAAACUCGUCGCAUGCGAUCGCAAAACUUCCGGACCCGGUAAGAAGGUGA
Messenger RNA from Protopolystoma xenopodis, 645 nucleotides. NCBI's taxonomy places the organism in Eukaryota, Metazoa, Platyhelminthes, Monogenea, Polystomatidea, Polystomatidae. The record is from the annotation of a GenBank genome assembly.